GCUGAUUUUAACUACCGCGUUACUAUGUCAAGUGUCGAUUUGAAACCAAAGUAUGAACCAGGUCUGGUUUUCCUUUUCAAUAUAUUCUUAUUCAUCUAAUCAGGUGAAAAGCUUCUUUGCUUUCAUGGGCCCCUAAUGUAUGAAGCCAAGUGUCUAGAUGUCAGAGUGAAAGAAGAUGGAGUAAUGUAUUUCGUACAUUAUCAAGGUUGGAAUAAAAAUUGGGAUGAAUGGGUAACUGAUAAGCGUAUGUUCAAGUAUAAUGAAGAAGGUUUAAGGAAACAGAAGGAGUUGGAACGGCAAAUAAAGUCUGGAAAAGUUAAAGUCUUAAGAAAAUCUGACCUUAAAUCACAGUCUUUACCACCCCCGGAAGUUUUAAAAGAUGUGGAGAGGACUUUGAAGCCUGGUCAAACAAAACAAGAAGAAGACAGUCCUAAAGCAAAACAGUCUAAAGUUAAUAACGAAACAGACCGAAAACCAAGUACACCCUUGCCAACCGAGAUAAAGGAGAGCGAGGAUAUCAAGCCACCCAUAAAACCUGUCGAAGAAUCUAACGGGACAUCCACGACCACAACUACAGUGUCAAGAAGGCGAAAAAGUCGGGCAACAUCAGGAAUAAAAUCUGUUGAAAAUGAUGAUGGUUUACUUUCAAAACCACAACUACAAGUUUCAAUACCUCCAACUCUAAAAGCAUGGCUCGUGGACGAUUGGGACUUAAUCACUCGUCAAGCUCGUCUUUACGAGCUUCCUGCUUCCCAACCAAUAUCCACUCUUUUGUCUGACUUCUUAGAAAGUGCUGCGACCGAGUUGAAAUCGGAACCUACUUCUGAAUCUCAAACUUCUCAAAAUAAUACAAAUCCUGCAAUAAGACCUGAUUUAAGACGUGAAUUUAUCGCUGGAAUUCAACAUUACUUUAAUCUGAUUAUUGGUUCUCAUCUUCUAUACAAAUUUGAACGAUUACAAUAUGCUGAACUUUUAAAGCGUCACACAGAUAAAAGAAUGUCAGAUAUUUAUGGUUCAAUUCACUUGUUAAGGCUUUUUGUUAAACUUCGGGAUAUGGUUUCUUGUACCAAAGUCGAUGUAAAUAGUCUGCCUAUUCUAGAAGCAUUGGUUUCUGAGUUCUUGCAAUUUCUAAAACAGAAUGAAGAUCGUUACUUCCGACUUGAAGAUUAUACUGUAGCGACAGCAGAAUAUCAGCGAAGAGCAAUGUGUUAA
Messenger RNA from Schistosoma turkestanicum, 1212 nucleotides. NCBI's taxonomy places the organism in Eukaryota, Metazoa, Platyhelminthes, Trematoda, Strigeidida, Schistosomatidae. The record is from the annotation of a GenBank genome assembly.